Molecule: messenger RNA, 328 nt
Organism: Ceraceosorus bombacis
Lineage: Eukaryota; Fungi; Basidiomycota; Exobasidiomycetes; Ceraceosorales; Ceraceosoraceae
Source: the annotation of a GenBank genome assembly
AUGGCUUCAUCCGCUGCCACGUCUGCCACGAGAGCAGCGUUGCGCCAGGCCAAAGGGGCACUUCGAAAAUCCAUGGCGAGUAGGCUGAGGGGUAUGAGCGAGGAGGAGGUCAAGAGUGAAUGUGAGUUUGUCGCGUAGCUUCUCAGUGACGCCCUCCCCGUCUCCACAAGUCACAAGUUGGCCCCCCUCCCCCGUCUUUUACCCCGCACCGCACCUCUCGCGCCCCCCCUCCCCUCAGCAUCUCGCGUCACGCUGCGAAUCUUGGGCUCCUCCACAUGGGCCUCGUCCAGCUCCGUCGGCAUCUACCUAUCCACCUCUGGCGAGGUAG